Molecule: messenger RNA, 174 nt
Organism: Monoraphidium neglectum
Lineage: Eukaryota; Viridiplantae; Chlorophyta; Chlorophyceae; Sphaeropleales; Selenastraceae
Exons: 2
Coding region: 1-174 (57 amino acids)
Source: RefSeq, a predicted model, not a curated record
AUGGCUGUGAGGGCGGCACGCGCGCGGCUCGACGCCGCGGAGCGCCAGGGGCGCGCGUUUGACCAGCAGCUCGAGCUCCUCGCCGCGGUCAAGGCGUACUUUGUGGAUCACCAGCGGGCGCAGGCCGCCGCCGCCGGCGCCCAGGCCGCCGCCGCGCCGCACCCGCAGCUGUGA